GGGUGAGUGCUGCGGGCGGGGCGGGCGCUCCGCCUGACGUGGCUGCGGGAGCGGGGCCGAGCCCAGCGCCAUCGCGGGGGCCGCCCGAGCGCGGCACGGCCGGGCCCAGCACCGCCGAACCGCGCUCUUCCUGCAAGCUGUUUUUCCCCAGUGAUCCACUGAAGAUUGUGAAGGCAAAAGGCCAAUAUAUGUAUGAUGAGGAUGGAAGGCAAUACCUUGACUGCAUAAACAACGUUGCUCACGUCGGGCAUUGUCACCCUGAUAUAAUUAAAGCAGCCCAUGAACAGAAUCAGCUGUUAAAUACAAAUUCUCGUUAUCUUCAUGACAACCUGGUGGAUUAUGCAGAGAGACUUUCAAAAACGCUACCUGAGAAGUUAUGCAUCUUCUAUUUUUUGAAUUCUGGAUCUGAAGCCAACGAUCUUGCCCUGAGGUUGGCACGACAGUACACAAGACACGAGGACGUCAUCGUGUUAGAUCAUUCUGCCAAUUGUUUUUUAAGUGCUUACCAUGGACAUCUGACAUCUUUGAUUGACAUAAGCCCAUAUAAAUUCAGAAAUCUAGAAGGACAAAAGGAAUGGGUCCACGUGGCUCCUGUUCCAGACACAUUCAGAGGACUUUAUAGAGAAGACCAUGAAGAUUCAGUGACAGCCUAUGCUGAUGAAGUGAAAAAUAUUAUUGAGCAUGCACAUACGAGAGGCAGAAAGAUUGCUGCAUUUUUUGCUGAAUCUCUACCAAGCGUGGGAGGUCAAAUCAUUCCACCAGCGGGUUAUUUUCAAAAGGUUGCCCAGCACGUGCACAAGGCAGGAGGUGUAUUUAUUGCUGAUGAAAUUCAGGUUGGCUUUGGCAGAGUUGGGAAGCACUUUUGGGCAUUCCAGCUUCAGGGAGAAGACUUUACACCUGACAUUGUCACUAUGGGGAAACCAAUAGGAAACGGGCACCCUCUUGCCUGUGUAGCAACAACAGAGGAAAUUGCAGAAGCAUUUGCAGCUACAGGAGUGGAGUAUUUUAAUACAUUUGGUGGAAACCCUGUUUCAUGUGCCAUUGGAUUGGCUGUGCUGGAUGUGAUUGAGAAGGAACACCUUCAGGCUCACGCCACAGAGGUUGGCAACUUCUUGAUGAAGCUACUCAAGGAGCAGCAAGUCAAGCAUCCCAUCAUUGGUGAUGUCAGAGGUUGUGGCUUAUUCAUUGGGGUGGACUUAAUCAAGGACCAAGCAGAAAGGACCCCAGCCCCAGCAGAAGCAGAGUAUCUGAUAACAAGACUUAAGGAGGAAUAUAUUCUACUGAGUACAGAUGGACCAGGAAGAAAUGUGCUGAAAUUCAAGCCCCCAAUGUGCUUCAAUAUGGAGGAUGCAAAAUUUGUUGUGGAAACAAUGGACAAGAUACUAACAGAUAUGGAAAAAGGAUAUCUGAACCAACAGAAAACAUCUACCUGUUCUACCUGAGCAGGUUUCAAACAAUGUUCAAGAUCUACUACUAAGAAACAUUAUUCUACUAUAAUCACAUUUAAUCUUCAAUCCUAGCAUGUCUUAGACCAGAUAAGUCACCUUUGAUUUUGUUAUUUUCAGUUAUCUUGUUUUUAGUAAAAUCUUUCGGAGAAAUAAAUUUUACAAGAGCUUGUCUCAA
Molecule: messenger RNA, 1623 nt
Organism: Myiozetetes cayanensis
Lineage: Eukaryota; Metazoa; Chordata; Aves; Passeriformes; Tyrannidae
Gene: PHYKPL
Product: 5-phosphohydroxy-L-lysine phospho-lyase
Exons: 13
Coding region: 189-1442 (417 amino acids)
Cellular component (GO): mitochondrion
Molecular function (GO): transaminase activity; pyridoxal phosphate binding
Source: RefSeq, a predicted model, not a curated record